Ictalurus furcatus (blue catfish) is the source of this 1860-nucleotide messenger RNA. It is a transcript of the gene eepd1, whose product is annotated as endonuclease/exonuclease/phosphatase family domain containing 1. Bases 180 to 1625 code for a protein of 481 amino acids. The transcript is spliced from 7 exons. The record is from RefSeq and is a predicted model, not a curated record. Lineage: Eukaryota; Metazoa; Chordata; Actinopteri; Siluriformes; Ictaluridae. Gene Ontology annotation, cellular component: plasma membrane.
UUUGAGUGUGGAAGCUCGAGUCCAUCCGAGAACACGCUCGCGCACGCCCUGCAGGGGAGAUAGAAAGUGCAGGACAGAAAGUGAGCGCGCGCGCGCUUUCACACAUCCUCUUCACGCACUCCACCGCGGCUCAUGCGAGAGCUGUAGCGGUUCAGGGCUCGCGGUGUCGGUCACGGGUCAUGGGGGGAAACCUGGGGUGCCACCGCUCGCUGCCGGCGGACCCCGCGGACGUGCGGCAGCGCGGGCGCAAAUUCAGCGCGACCUGCAGCUUUGCGCACAUCUCCGCGCACAACCCCGAGCGCCUGAACGUGAACGCGGCCAGCGAGGAGGAGCUCAUGACCCUGCCUGGGGUUAGCCGGGCCAUCGCGCGCGCCAUCGUGGAGCACCGCGCGCGCAUCGGCGGCUUCAGGAAAGUGGAGGACGUGGCCCUGGUGAGCGGCAUCGGCGCCGCCAAGCUGCAGCUCAUCAAGCCGGAAAUCUGCGUGUCGAGCCGCAGGAGCAACAACAACAACGACCCGCGCGAGCAGGAGCACCGCGCGUCCGUGACGCACUCGUGGACGUCCUCCCACCCCAACUCCCCGGCCGUCUGCACCGAGCUGCACCUGCCCCCCGGAGGACCCGCACACAUGGCCUCCGAGCGGCCCGACGUGCAGCCUGCGCCGUGCGCGCGUCACGGAAAACCGCUGGUGCGCGUGGCCACAUGGGAUCUCCAGCGCUGCUCGAGCGACAAAGCCAACAACCCCGGGGUCAAAGAGGUCGUGUGCAGGACCCUGCUGGAGCGCGACAUCAAGUUGCUAGCAGUUCAGGACCUGGCCGAUCAGCAAGCGCUGGAUAAGUUUUGCACAGAGCUCAAUCAGCCAACUCUCUCCAGUGUGUGUAAUUGGAAAGGCCCUCGCGGCAUGUGGAAAUGUGCUGCUUCUGGGAAACCCACUGGAGAGUCCUGUAUAGGUUCAGAAUAUUCCGGUUUCCUCUGGGACUCCUCGGCUGGCAUCCAGCUGAAAGAGGCCGUGGUUUUGGAGAGCGCUGCUGCUAACGGCAACGGGAACGACGCCCAGCCCAAAGCCUACCUUGGACACUUUUAUAUCGGAUCGUCCGAGCUCACCGUCGUGAACGUGCACGUCAAACCUCCGUCGCCGCCGAAGCAGCAGAACGGGCGGAGCCACAAAUCUGACGAGCUGAAAGCCCACAGGCUGAGCCCUGGAGUACAGGAGACUCUGAGAGGGGUGAAGAACGUGUUGGUUGUGGGGGGCUUUGGUCUUCCUCCGGACAGCGCUCAGUUUGAGCCUCUGAAGAAGGAGAAGCUGAGCGCCCUCGUGCCUUCCUCGGUCAACACCAACAUCAGCACCAAAGCACCGCAAGGAUCCAGCUGCCUGGACAACAUCUGGGCCAGCCGUAGCAUCAAGAAACUCUACACAGGUCAUUGCUCUGUCGUGAGGGAGGGCCUGACGAACCCCUGGAUCCCUGAUAACUGGUCGUGGGGCGGAGUGGCCUCGGAGCAUUGCCCCAUCAUGGCCGAGUUUUACACAGAUUACACGAAUGAGAAGACGACGAAGGAGCCAAUGCACAAUGGAAGCAGCGUGGCAGUGGUGGAGAGGGAUGACCUCACACCCAAACAUGAGCGGUGACCUUUGACCUCGGGUUGUGGAGACUGUCAUGGUGACGGAGAGACUGAGAUGGACUGAGGCUGCAUCUUUUCCAGCUGUUGUACAGUAGAAAUUAUUUUGAAUGUAGAGAAAUAAUCAGAUAUUUAUGGAAAUGAGAGAUAUGUAUGUAUAAUUAUUUUUUUUUUUUUUCCAAAUUACACAAGUGCUAAAAACUUUUUAAUGAAGUAUGUGGAAUAAAGCAAUACUGAGAAUUUAA